Acaulospora colombiana is the source of this 654-nucleotide messenger RNA. The record is from the annotation of a GenBank genome assembly. Lineage: Eukaryota; Fungi; Glomeromycota; Glomeromycetes; Diversisporales; Acaulosporaceae.
AUGAGAAACACGACAAGAGUGGUUAUAGACUUUGCAUUAUUGACGGUCAUUUAUUUGCUACUUUUCUUAGGAGUACAAAGUCGCAAACAGCUUGUGGCAGGAAGCAGGAGAAUCUACUAUAAUGAACAAGCGGAUGCAAUUAUAAGGUCACAAGACUACGUACCCCCCGAGCUUUCGAUACAAUAUUGGAGUUUAUACAAGGGUCCACAGGUAUAUGUUCAAAAAGAUGUCAAAGCAACUGCUGUAAAGGGACGACUUGAGGCGCUUGAAUGUUCCUCUCAACCACCAUCAGACUUGUUUCGAAAAAGCCUAUGUCCCAGUUCUACACAUGAGCACUCAACAGGAAUCCAGGAAGGGAAUCUCGAUCUUGAGCUUCGGUGCGUCCAGACCCAGGAAGAAAUGAGAUAUCGUAUACUUAGAACCUGGUUUCCAGAUGCCGGUGGACCCGGUUCAAUCUCCCAGCUUUUGAUGCUGAAGGAGUUCAUGGCUCGGUUGGCGUUCGAUUUGGGUGUCGACGUGGAGGAGGUAUACCCAGCAGAUCACAUUGAUCUUAUGGGGGGCGUUGGAUUUGGAGGCCUCUCAGCUCUUCUUCUUGGUCGACUUCGAAUGCAUGUAGACGAAGCCAUGGACGAACUCGCCGCUAUCGGCAAUGCU